Messenger RNA from Cyprinodon tularosa, 3281 nucleotides. RefSeq names its product testis expressed 9 (gene tex9). Lineage: Eukaryota; Metazoa; Chordata; Actinopteri; Cyprinodontiformes; Cyprinodontidae. The record is from RefSeq and is a predicted model, not a curated record. The transcript has 11 exons. Bases 140 to 1354 code for a protein of 404 amino acids.
UAGAAACCAGCAAUCAGACUCGAAAUUCGAGUCUAAGGAACAUCUCAAGGAAGGACUAACGUCUUUGCAGGAUCUCAAAACUAACCAAUGUGUUUGUCUUACUGCUCCAUCAUUACUGUGUCUUCGCAUGUUUGCCUAAAUGUCGAUUAGACAGCUGCAGCUGAUCCAGAAUGAUACCGUCUGCAUUCUCACCAAAACUAAGGGCUUCCGUACAUUUGAACAGUUGUUGUUGCUCGGCAACCCCAACUGCGUCUUACUAACAACAAUGGCGGAGAAAAAUAGUAAGAAAAAAGUUAUCCCCGUCCUUUCGCAAAGAAAGACAUGUCCAUCCUCUGCCAGCAAAGCUGAGAGCUCCAAGAAGCUAGGAGUUAAACAAAAAGCAAAAUGUGCAUCGAAUUCAACAACAAAACACACAGAUGAUCUUUUUGCCAAGGGAGAGCACUACAAGCUGUUGAAUGCUGAGAUAGAGGCCAAAACAGCAAAAACGGUGAAAGAAGCAGAGCAACUGAUGAAAGAGAAAAAUGAAGCUCUAUCAUCUCCCCUCUCCAAUGGGCUCUUCUUGGAUAUGGAAUAUGAAGAUGAAUUUAGAACACUGAAGGAUCCUCCUCAGAAAGAUGAUACAGCAGCUUUAGAAGAUGAAGCUGGUUUCUUCUUAGCAAAGACUAUUCAGAGCAUGGAAGAGAAAAUGAAGGACUCUAUUCCAGAAGAUAUUGUGGAUAACGCAGAAAAUGACGUGGAAUCAGCUGUUUCUGAUGCUCAGACACGAGUGCUGAAGGCAAAACUUCGAAUUAUGCAGGAAGAACAUGACCUGCUUUAUUGUGAUUAUCUUACAAAGGAUGCAGAAAAUUCUAAGCUGACGGCAAAAAUAAAAGAGUUGGAGGAGGAAAGAGCCGGACUGCAGAGGACCGUCAGCAUCCAGCAAACACAGACAGAGAAACAGAAAGCUUUGGCCGAAGAGUUGGCUAAAAAAUGUGAUGAUCUCCAGCUGCAAGUGGCUGCUUUAAGCAAGGAAGUAGAAACUCUGAAUAGGUCCCAAGAGCAAGCAGCAGCUGUCCACGGGACGGAGGAGGUCCGCCUUAACAGAGCUCUGGAGGAGGUGGAGAGGUUAAAGUCCGAGCUGAGUAAGGCCAAGCAAAUCAACAAGGACAAGAUAAGUGAAGAACAAAGUAAAGAAAAUCUGCUUGCUGAAAACCAAAUUCUUAAGAAGCAGAGAGCUGAACUUGUUGUUGGGUUCCAGAAACAACUGAAGUUGAUUGACAUCCUUAAAAGACAAAAGAUGCACUUAGAAGCUGCGCAGAUGCUGUCCUUCACAGGAGAGGAGUUCAUGAAAGCUUUGGACUGGGGGAAGCCAUGAAUGUGGUUCAUCAGUUUGUUUGUUUUAACAGUAAUUGUUCAUAGUGUACAACUUUUUCGUUUUCUUUAAAUAUUUCUGUUUUCACAGUGUAACACAUCAGUUUACAAGAGCUCAGUUCCUUUAUAAUUUAACUGGAUUCCCUCCCACUGAAUGUUUUUUGAACUGAGCAUAAGCAUAAACAGAAAAAUAACUUCAAUAUAUAAAAACAUUUCAAAAAUAAAGGUGUUUCUUCUCUAAACCUGUCACACAUUCACUGCAGCAACGCUGACAUCUAGUGGUCAAUGAAAGGAAAAACGUUUUCUGAAAUCUUGCUCGAUGUUCCAGGUCUUCACUAUAGAGAGAACCUUCUGAAAAGAUGCUGAUAUUAUUCAUGAAAACAUUAACAGGUGUAAAUGACAUAACAUUAAAUCUCCAGGAGCUUUAAUGUAAGAACCUUCUUCGUCCAUGACCACCUCUGUGCUUUCCUCUACUUUCCCACUAAUUCCUUCUUGAAUUUCUGAUCUCUUCAUGAUGAUAAAAAGCAACAUCUUAAUAUAGGGGAUCACUUAAAAUGAAACUAAAACAGAUGGCAUGUAAAACAUUACUGACCAAUUAGUAGGAAUAGGUGUGCUGUAGGAUCACAAUUAUUUACAGAGGGAUUGAUUCAGUGACUUUAGAGCCUCAUCUGGUUUCUAUUGUCCUAUGUCAGAUUUUCCACGUUUAAUUUCCUUAAUGCCCUAUUUUUAGGAACCCAUCUGCUUUAUCUGUAAACAUAUAAUUUAUCCUUAAGUCCUGUUUGUUCUUAUUGUUUAAAAGUAUUUUUAAGGUCUGCUGCAUCAGAGAGCAAUACUUCAAUAAAUACUCCAAAAGACUUCAGAUCUGUCCAGCCUUCAUUUUCUUCCGGUAAAUGGUAAAAGGUUAAAGAGGUGAAACCUUUUCUCUCAGACACGUGACUCCUCCCGUUCUCUCUGGAUCCCAUGGUUCCCUGCCAGUAAGGUCUCCUCUUGGGUCACCCCCAUUAAAUCACCACAAAAAGGCUCUCUGGAAGCAGCCUAAUUAGAUCAUACCCAGCUCCUUUUAAAGCAGAGGAGCAGAGACUCUACCUCAUGACUACCCCUUGAGGUUUGGUACAUUAAAACCUAAAACAGGAUCAGGAGGGGUUAGAAACAGUUGUUCUCACCAAUAUACCCCUUGAACAAGCUAAAUGUUAAGUUUUUGCUUUGGUCAUAAAAAAAAUUACCUGGCCUUUAGACAUAACACAGUAUCCUGAAACAUCCCUAAAAUAGCUCAAGGGACCUGGUAGUAAGUUCUCCAGAUCUACAUUACUGAUUACCCAGAACUUCCCAAGCAUCUCAAUCUACAAGAAGAAAAAGUCUUUAAUCAAUCAUCACUUCCUCCGACACUUUCCGAGAGACAUGUUACCAUCUCUUGGAGGGAGCUGGUGGAUUGGUUCCCUUCCAAAGGUGUAUUUAGGCAAACACAGCAAUACUUAAGAGCACUUUGUACCCAACAGAUCCCCUUGAAUGUUGUUUUAUAAGGUCAGAGAUAGUUUGAGAUGUUAAAUACAGGAGCUUCAGUUCUUAAAGGAGAUUUUGAAACAGUGUUUUCUUGAAACAGCAGAAUCCAGUCUUUUCUGAGCUCUUUCUGAACCCUAAAACCUGAUAGGUCAACUGGUCUCUCUAAAUGACCCUUAGGACAGGGAGUAUGGGCACAUGAUGGUUUGUCCUGUGUGGUGGACAGGAGAGUUGUCCAGGUAGGCACCCGUGACCCAGUGAGGAUAAGCAGGUGUAGAUGAUAUUCCUGUUAAGACACUAGGGGAUCAUCAUAAGAUCACAUUAAAAACUAGGUGAGUUUAUAAAUUAAUUUUAAGGAGCUAACGGGGGGCUUUUUUUUUCCUGUCAUCAGAAUCCAAAACUCCAGUAUAGUUCAAAGAUGAGGAAAAAAAAAA